UUUUGACCCUCCGAAACCUUCCCGCACACCAUCAUCAUCUCGCCUCCUCCUCCUUCUCUUUCCGAGCCUGAAAACACAAUCGCUCAUUCCCACCAGUGACAUUUUGCAGCCUGUCGCCGCACGCUGCGUGGACAGCGAGCACAAGGAGCCUCUCUUUGGAAGCUUCCUCUCUCUUUGGAACCUUCCCGACCGCACCGAGCAUCCCGACGGCUCGUAGCCGGAGCGAGAGGCGCACCAGGCGGAAGCGAGGAGGAUCUACAGCAGCCUCCGCUCUCCGGACUUCAAACACGACUCGAACACAACUGGAAGAUAUUAUACGUUUAGGGGCACAGAGGCUGAGCCAACUGGACUGUAGCCGGGGAGUGCAUCAUCAUCGUGGGGGAAGAACCGACUGGCGGGUCGCAUGGAGAAGAGGUAUGAAGAGCUGGUGCACUAUUCAGGGACGGAGGGCAUGCCGAUGGGGGUCUACGGGGAAAAUGUCAGACCACUUCCAGCCCCUCAAUACGGAACCGCUAUCCCCGACUCCCUCAAACACCACAAGGACCAGAUCUAUGGUCACCCACUGUUCCCACUGCUGGCCUUAGUUUUUGAAAAGUGUGAGCUUGCCACCUGCUCCCCCCGAGAUUCCUCCUCCCUGUCCGCCACCUCCCACCUCCCGGGCAUGACGAGUCACAGCGACGUGUGCUCUUCAGAAUCCUUCAACGAUGACAUUGCUGCAUUUGCUAAACAGAUUCGGUCAGAAAAACCAAUAUUUUCUUCCAAUCCUGAGCUGGACAACUUGAUGAUUCAGGCUAUACAAGUUCUUCGCUUUCAUUUACUGGAGUUAGAGAAGGUUCAUGACCUAUGUGAUAACUUUUGCCACCGAUACAUCACCUGUCUGAAGGGCAAAAUGCCCACGGACUUGGUUUUGGAUGAACGGGAGGGAGGAUCCAAGUCUGACAUGGAGGACUUUAAUGGUUCCUGCACCAGUCUGUCCGAGCAGAAUGCAUCAUGGUUACGAGAGCCAGAUGAAUGUGCUACCACUCCUUUGGGAACACCGGGCACCUGCGGUCUGCCUUCACAUAGCACAGCAGACAACUGUAGUGAUACAGGUGAUGGCUUGGACACAGGAGUGGCCUCCCCCAGCACAGGAGAGGAGGAUGAGUCUGACAGAGAAAGGAGAAACAACAAAAAAAGAGGCAUUUUCCCCAAAGUGGCCACCAACAUAAUGAGAGCCUGGCUCUUCCAGCAUCUGACACACCCGUACCCGUCAGAGGAGCAAAAGAAGCAGCUGUCACAGGACACGGGUCUGACCAUCCUACAGGUCAACAACUGGUUUAUCAACGCCAGAAGGAGAAUAGUUCAGCCUAUGAUUGACCAGUCAAAUCGCUCAGGUCAGGGUGGUCCCUACAGCCCAGAGGGUGCAGCUCUUGGAGGUUAUGGGCUUGAUGGACAAGCACACCUCGGCCUCCGUGCAGCAGGUCUUCAAGGGAUGCCAUCUUUGCAAGGAGACUACCCCGGUGCUCUACUCUCCCAAGCAGCCUACCCACCCCACCCAGGACCUUCUCUCCACCCAUACCCAGGCCCACACCCGCACGCCGCCAUGCUGCUUCACCCGCCGCCACAUGCGCACCCUUCAGAGCCCCUCCUUACACAAGGACUGGACAUACAUGCACACUAGCUGUGGAUGGAAUCUCUGCGAGCGAGAGUGAUGAUUCAACCACACUACGAUAAAAAAAAACAAAAAAACAAGACAAAUUACUCCAAGAGUUUACAUUCCCUACCAAAAGACAAUGACCUCAAUGUAGCUCACGCAAAUGCCCACACACACACACACACACACACACACACACAUGCAGUGGGGAGAACAAGUAUUUGAUACACUGCCAAUGGGAAAACCCAUUAGUAGUGUAUCAAAUACUUGUUCUACCCACUGUACAUACAAACACACACAUGCACGCAUGCACAAACUGACGCACACACUGGUUUAAGCCAUACCUCUUUCCGAGUAGAAGUGCUUCCUUCGCUCCCAUCGUCUCCACUGUGACCUGCGGAUGAGACCAAUGCUUUAAACUUUAUACCCCAUCAUGCCUGUUUUUUGGACCACCGGAAGAGAUGAUGGCAGGAUACACAAGAUCAAUGUUCAUCACCAGACAUUAACUUAAAGAAACAAUUGGACAAAGAACUGGAUGCGACUUGAUCCUAUGAUCAUGCCUUUUUCAAGCUCUGUCUUCCCGCACAAGUGACUGCCCGUAAAAGAAAGAGAACCCCCAGUUCUUCCCUUCACACUUUAUUUAAGGCUGAUUUUAGUUUUUACUUAUUCUAUUUUUGUAUUUAUGUGCGCCAUUCGUGGCAGUUGCAGUUUGACACAAGCUUGUUGAAAAUAUUAGUGCUCUUCCUCAGCAUGAAGCUAAACACGAUGAAUGACUUCCAGUCUGCCUCGCUCUCAUACCACUCACCUCCUUAAUAUGCCAACAGGUGUCCAUUGCACGUGCGCGCACACACAAACUUACACACUGAUGCGACAAGCUCUUUAAGCAUUUGCAUACAUCUUGUGUGUCAUAGCAGUGAGAUGGGAGCUGCAGCCAAAGGACUAAAACAUUCUGCUCCCGAUCAACUCUGCUCCGCUCGGACUGUAUUGAAAUAUUUCAGAAUGAUAUGGUCAAUGAAUUAAAAAUGUUUUUUCUACCACAUGUGGAUGGAUCAUGUUUGAGGGUAUUGAAAGGGGUUC
Molecule: messenger RNA, 2710 nt
Organism: Corythoichthys intestinalis (scribbled pipefish)
Lineage: Eukaryota; Metazoa; Chordata; Actinopteri; Syngnathiformes; Syngnathidae
Gene: meis3
Product: myeloid ecotropic viral integration site 3
Exons: 13
Coding region: 404-1660 (418 amino acids)
Biological process (GO): positive regulation of cell population proliferation; brain development; positive regulation of transcription by RNA polymerase II
Molecular function (GO): DNA-binding transcription activator activity, RNA polymerase II-specific; RNA polymerase II cis-regulatory region sequence-specific DNA binding
Source: RefSeq, a predicted model, not a curated record